AUGAUGGCCGCAACAGUCAUCUUCCUCACCGGUGAGGAGAUGGACGUGGCGGCAUGCACAACCUUUGAUAAACGCCUCUUAUCAAAAUCCGGUCCAGAUAGCCCAAGCAUUGCCGGACUUCGUGGCAAAGAGCGAUGCCGUUCAUGGCAUCUUUGCCUUUCCGCGUUACGACUUCCCUUCGGCGGACUUUUUGGAGAGAUCGGCGACGCUGAAGGAGAGGCUCAACGGUGUCACUUGCUGCAACGCUUACUAGAGUAUCUCCUGGGCAAGAAGCCAGAGCCCAAGUUGAUUUACGUCGCCGGUUAUCUGUUGCCUUACCCGAUCACCCCGGAGAACCCCGACCGCGCUGUACUGGUCUCGGUUUGUAAGGGUAACUCACUGCGCGCCCCCGCCAACUCUCCCACUCCGACCACCUACAAUAACUUCAACCCCAACAAAGCCCUCAAGUCAGGCAUCCGCGCCUCUGCCCGCGCAGAAAAGCACGAUCCCCAGCGACUCUGGAGGCAGCCAGUUCCCGGCAACGGGGAAGGGAGGCUCCUCCAAAAAUACAAAGCUCGAUGA
Molecule: messenger RNA, 561 nt
Organism: Sordaria macrospora k-hell
Lineage: Eukaryota; Fungi; Ascomycota; Sordariomycetes; Sordariales; Sordariaceae
Source: RefSeq, a predicted model, not a curated record